This is a messenger RNA of Pleuronectes platessa (European plaice), 2092 nucleotides long. Its product is annotated as eukaryotic translation initiation factor 4 gamma 1-like. The transcript has 2 exons. The record is from RefSeq and is a predicted model, not a curated record. Gene Ontology annotation, cellular component: eukaryotic translation initiation factor 4F complex. NCBI's taxonomy places the organism in Eukaryota, Metazoa, Chordata, Actinopteri, Pleuronectiformes, Pleuronectidae. The coding region runs from base 1248 to 1970 and encodes 240 amino acids. Gene Ontology annotation, molecular function: protein binding; translation initiation factor activity; mRNA binding.
AGAUUUCAAGCAUAAUCAUUUGUUUGAAAUGAGUCAAAAAGAAAAUGUAUUCAAUGUUUACAAGAACUAUGAUCUGGUCCCAUCUGUGCAAUAAAUGAUUAUAUGUAAAUUAAAGGCAUUUACAGAUGCAAGUGUCCAUUUUCUAACAAAUGUUGCUAUUAACAGAAAGUGUUUUCUUCAUUUGCAGUGCGUUCAGCUCUCUCGGCCACCGUAACCAUGUAAUCCCACCCCGGAGCGGCCGGAGGCGGUGUGGAGCAUCAGACAACACCGUGGUAGUCUCGCACUAAAACGGAAGCAAGAAGUCCCUCAAACGUGUAUCCAACAUGUCCGACCGCAGUGUUGUUACUUGCUGAGACGCUACGAGCCGAGAUCUUUUUAUUUCACUGCCCGCACAUUAAAGUUGUCCAGCGACGGUUGAAGGAGCGUUAAAGCCUCAAAAUGCCUGAGAGGAAGAAGAAGCUGACGAAGAAGAGGAGACACCCGUUCAAUAAAGACACGGAGGCGGACUCUGACUGUACAUCGUGCCCACUGACUUCAAACAGCGCUGCAAACGUUUUGCCUGCCAUGUUAGUGCCAGUGAUUUCCCUCGAAGGACACAUUUCCACGUGGUGGUUUGACCAAAUUAAAACUGUUGUUGUAAAAACUCUUGAAAGCGACACAUUUACCAAUAUGAAACAGGCAUUAUCGUUCCUUAUUAGCAUGAAUGCUACUAGCCCCCCUAUACCCCAACCCCCCCCCCAUAGAUCUAAAUUGAUGUAGAUAAAUAGAUGUACUUUAUUUUUGUAACACACAGUUUCAGAAGCAUCAUCGGGGAUUUUUCACUCAAACCGUUAAGUUUGAAUUUAAUGUUUAUCUAAAUUAAACUUGUACAUUUAAAAAAAAAAAAAGGCAUUUUCUGAAUUUUUUUGAACGUUAUCACUCAGGCUUUGUUCCUUUGAUGAAUGUCACUGAAGGUCACCAAAGCAGCAGCCAUAUACCUUUGAAGUCUGUCCCUACAUAAGCGUCAGUUUUCAGUCAGUUUUCAGUCAGUUCUCUUCGGAAUACUUGGCUCGUUGCACCUGAACUCUGUUCUUGCUCCUGCACUCUGUUCUUGCUCCUGAACUCUGUUCUUGCUCCUGAACUCUGUUCUUGCUCCUGAACUCGUUUCUUGCUCCUGAACUCUGUUCUUGCUCCUGCACUCUGUUCUUGCUCCUGAACUCGUUUCUUUGGAUUUGCCUUGAAGAGAACUACGAUUGAUUUGAAUCAACAUGAUCCCAACACACGUGGGCUUUCUCGGCGCUGCCUCCUACGAGGCCGUCAGCUGCGUCACUGCAAACUUUCAAGCCUUCGUGACGGAUCUGAGUCACGAGGACUUGGACGUUGAGGAGAACCUGCAGGAAAUGGUUGAGCUCAUUUUCAAGAGGGCCGUGAAGAAACCAGACUCUGCUGCAGUCUUCGCGGAGCUGUGUCAACACCUCUCAGAAGUGGAGUUCCAGUCCUUGUCUGACUGGUCAGUCAGCGUCUCCUUCAGGUCUCUGCUGGUUAAACACUGCCAGGCAGAGUUCAUGAAGAACUUGGACAAGGAGGGCAUUCAUCAAGAGAGUUGGUCCUGCCUGAAGCCAGUCCAGGACGUGAGGGUCACCGACCGGCUGAGGGAAGAGCAACAGAACACCAAACCUUCCGGUCGGUUCCUUAACAUGCUGAGGUUUAUUGGGGAGCUGUUCCUCUCCAAGGUGCUGGCAGAGAAAUCCAUGCACUGCUGCAUCAGGAGGCUGUUGCAGAAAGGAGACGGGCCGUCUCUUGAGGGCCUCUGUCAGCUCCUCCAGAUGAUCCAGCAGGACCUGGAGGUGGUGACGGAAAAGGAGGUGAUGGACACCUACUAUAACCAGCUGGACCAUAUGGCAGAGAAAGGGAAGAGGGCACCAAGGCUCUCCCUUUUGUUGAGGGAAACAGUGGAUGCCAGGAAGAUGGCAUACUCCACCCCCCACUAAGUUUUUAAUGAAAACUCAUGUGGGAAAUACAACUUAUACACUUAUACAACUUAUACAGUGAUGUUUGUAAAUGGACACUAACCCCCCACUGCAACCUCUGCUCCUACUCUGUAUAAUUUGCA